Molecule: messenger RNA, 816 nt
Organism: Emiliania huxleyi CCMP1516
Lineage: Eukaryota; Haptophyta; Isochrysidales; Noelaerhabdaceae
Exons: 2
Coding region: 1-816 (271 amino acids)
Source: RefSeq, a predicted model, not a curated record
AUGCCGACUCACGGCGGCCCCGGCCGCGUCGAUACUGUCGCGGGCCUUCUCGCCGCGACGCCGCCUCAACUUCGGCUCCUGGACAGCUCGCUGCCCGACGACGCCGAGCGCGCCGCUGUGCGCAGCUGCUGCGCUGGUACGCUUGCGUCUUGCAUCGCACAGCUCGACGCUGCGAUUGCACCGCAUGCCGUCCGCAUGAUGGACGGGAGGCUUCCGACAAGCGACGCUUUCCGUGGCGACGACCACGAUCUCAGCAAGCUGAAGGCGCUGAAAACUGUCGCCACGAUGGUCCUGCAGGACGGACCGAUGCUCUAUCGCGAGGCCUGCGCGAGUCUCGUCCACGCGCGCUCCACCUUCUUCUCGGACCUCAACGCGGCGCUCGAUGCCGAUGUCGUUGAUUCUGCCUUUCGAUUCAAAUCGCCGUCGUGGCUCGCGAAGCGCGCGGGGCAUGAGCUGUUGGCGCGCGUACCGCUCGUGCGCGUGCCUUUGGCCAGCUAUGGCGCGGAGGGCGGCGUGCGGGAGAGCCUGCUGAUGCCCAUCAUUCCAGCGCUGAGUGACGCCGAGCUGCUCGAGCACAUUGAUCUGAUCAUGGAGCUGCGCGAGGCGCGCGAGGCGGCGGCUCAGCAGCGCGGCGCGCCAUUCGACGCCACCAAGUACCGCCGGCUCAUCAGCGCGCUGCCGGCGAGCGUGCGUGUGCCUGUCGAGUUCAUCAUCGUGAAGGCGGCGGGCGAAGAUGCCGCGCGGGACCUGGGCAUCAUGGUGAGCGACGCCCACACUGCAUCGCGCGAACACGUGCCGCACGACCGGACGGCCUAA